This is a messenger RNA of Leptidea sinapis, 2337 nucleotides long. RefSeq names its product sodium- and chloride-dependent glycine transporter 1 (gene GlyT). NCBI's taxonomy places the organism in Eukaryota, Metazoa, Arthropoda, Insecta, Lepidoptera, Pieridae. The record is from RefSeq and is a predicted model, not a curated record. The coding region runs from base 211 to 2151 and encodes 646 amino acids. Gene Ontology annotation, cellular component: membrane. The transcript has 14 exons. Gene Ontology annotation, biological process: sodium ion transmembrane transport.
GCGCGGCGGAGGGCUUGAUAUUGACCUAGAUAUUCAUUCAAAGUUCGGUCGAUGUGGAACUAGACAUCUGCGCGUUCCUGCGUUACCUUUCCCUCAUUUUAAAUGAUAUGUUCGACGGUGAUCGAUCCAGUGCGUGCAGUGCGCAAGUGAUUUUCGUUAAAAUGCAUCCUCUUACAAUUAUCCUGAAUUAAAUCUCGUGCAACCAUCAAAAUGGAAAAGCGUGCCAAGACAUCAAUAUCCGCGGUCACUAACAAUGUCAUCGAGAUGGAUAAUACCCAUUCCGAUUGUCGGGAAAUGAUGCUGAGGGACCAACAUCAAGAGGAUUCAGAGCCUGAACGAGGAAAUUGGACCGGACGGUUUGAUUUCUUGCUGUCGUUGCUCGGGUACAGUGUGGGCUUGGGCAAUGUGUGGAGGUUCCCUUACCUGUGUUAUAACAACGGUGGAGGUGCUUUUCUCAUCCCCUUUACAGUGAUGCUCAUAAUAGCAGGCCUUCCCUUAAUGUUCAUGGAGUUAUCUUUUGGCCAGUACGCAGCUCUCGGUCCUGUCGCGGUGUACAAUAGAUUUUGUCCUUUGUUUCGUGGACUUGGUUACGGAAUGGUCAUUGUUUCUUCGAUUGUCAUGCUGUACUAUAACUUGAUUAUAGCUUGGACCUUCUAUUAUAUCUAUGUCUCUUUUGUGAGCAUAUUUUAUCAACUGCCAUGGCAAAACUGCGACGCUGAUUGGAGCACAAAAUAUUGUUAUUCAUACGAAGCUGCAGAUGAAUGUGAAGCUAACAAUGGAACAUAUUACUUGAGGCAGUGUUUUAACCAAACGCAGGCCGCCUUACAUAACAUUAGUGCCCUGGCUAACGUGACGUUGAGACGACCGCCCGCUGAAGAGUACUUCUCAAACCAUGUGCUCGGAUUGUCAUCAGGCAUUCAAGAGAUUGGCGGUGUCCGCUGGAGUCUGGCUAUCUGCUUGUUUGCUGCGUGGCUUAUUGUCUUCCUCUGCUUAUGCAAAGGCGUACAGUCUUCUGGAAAGGUUGUCUACUUCACGGCCUUAUUUCCAUACGUGGUGCUGGUUAUAUUAUUUUUUCGGGGUGUAACGUUACCUGGAGCUUCAACUGGGAUUCUAUUUUAUCUGACUCCUGACUUCAGCCAGCUUGCAAAUGCACAGGUGUGGGGUGACGCGGCUGUUCAGAUAUUUUUUGCCUUGAGUCCGGCUUGGGGAGGUCUAAUAACUCUGUCAUCAUACAAUAAAUUUUCCAAUAACUGUUACUUAGACUCUCUGAUAGUGGCUGUAUCAAACAUUGCGACGUCGUUCUUUGCCGGCCUGGUGAUAUUUUCCGUGAUCGGCUUCUUGGCACAUGAACUGGAGGUGGAAGUAGACCGCGUGGUAGACCAGGGUGCUGGUUUAGCAUUUAUUGUAUACCCUGAGGUGGUCACUAGGCUACCUCUAUCACCACUCUGGUCGAUAUUGUUCUUCUUCAUGCUGUUGACACUUGGACUCGACUCUCAGUUUGCCCUCAUGGAAACUGUUACUACAGCAAUACUGGACAGAUUUCCAAAUUUUCGUGAAAGGAAAAUAUGGGUUGUUCUGACCGUGGCUAUAUUUGGUUAUCUCGGUGGUUUAAUUUUCACAACUAAUAGUGGUAUGUACUGGCUACAACUCAUGGACAAGUAUGCAGCUAAUUGGUCGGUGCUUAUUAUUGCGAUCGGAGAGUGUAUUCUAAUUGCUUGGAUAUACGGCGCAGAGAAGUUCUGUCAUGACAUCGAGCAUAUGAUUGGACGUCAGUCCCAGCUGUGGCUGUACUUCUGGAGCACCAUGUGGAGAGGAAUAACCCCAGCUGCUUUGAUCUUCAUUUUGGCGUUCAACUGGAUUGAAUACAAACCGGCGACUUAUGGCCACUACGUCUACCCCAUGUGGGCUGACGCGGUGGGUUGGAUCGUUGGGAUGCUGCCCAUACUUGUAGUGGUCUUGAUGGCCAUAGACAAAAUAUGCACCGGCCCUGAUGACCUAACAAUAAUGCAGAAAGCACGAUUUCUGUCCCAACCUACGGAGGAGUGGGGCCCCGCAUUGAGGAGCUCGGUGCCGAUGCCGCCCCAGACGGAGCUGUCUCCACCAGUGCUGCUACUGCACGGCCGCCAUGUUCUGCGCGAGCGUGGUGCUUGACCCCUGCAGACCUUUCCGCUUUCAGUUGUGCGGAAGACCUCCAGAGAUGUUGGAGACAAUACAUCUACUAACAGCUCAAUGGAGAAUGUUUCAAAGAAGUUUGACCUAACUAUCAAGAAGAGAAAUUCAUUCAAGAAAAAAGUUAAUAGUUACAGCCAUGAGUCUGAUGAUGUUGCUCUUGUACCC